AUCGAAUCAACUCUCACUCUCGCUUUUUACGAUCCUGAAUAUCACAUCUCUUUCGAAAUCAAGAUGAUACACGAUAAGAAAGUUAGUUUGAAGAAGAAUCGAAUUUCUUCUAGAUUCAUAAUCUUCACAAUCGUUUUGUUUGGUGGCUUAGUCAUCUUAUGUACCCAAUGGCGUCUUCAACAAAAAUGGUCAUUCGAUAGUAAUAAAUCAGUAUCAUCAAUAACAAUAUCAAAAUUCAUUCAAGAAUCUAAUUGUCCUAAAACUUUAUCUUAUAGAAUGGGUAAAAAACAUGGAUUUGGUUCUGAAUUCUCUUUAUAUCUUAGAAUCGCUGCAAUUGCAUUCAAGUUAAAUUAUACUUUGAUUGUAGAAGAUUCAGAUUGGAAUUAUGGUCGACUUGAAGAUUAUUUUAAUAAGACUACUGCGACAUUAAAUUAUUCGAAUUCAUGUUUUAAGGAAUCAGAUAAUUUUCAAAUCAAUCCUGAACUAGAAAAAUCUAUAUGGCCAGCUAGUUGGAUUAAUAACAAACAUGUUUAUUUACCACGUGAAAUUGAUUAUAUUGAUCAACUUUUUCUUGCUUUAUUUGUUGAUCAGAGUCAAUUAUCAGAAAUGCAUCAAGAGGAAAGAAAGAAUUCGAAGAGGAAUGAACUUUUGAGUGCUUAUGGAACCCUUCCGACUACCUUUGAACAGGCUUUUCUUGCUCAAGUUGAAGUGAUGAAUCGGAUUUGGAUUCCUCGUAAUGAAUUGGCUCAAGAGAUAAAGGAAGGUGAAGAAGCUUUAGAAGAACUUCGAGUCAAUCAAUCUACAGUCAUCAUUGGGCUACAUCUUAGGUUAGGAGAUAAAGUUCACGAGUUAUCAAAUUAUAAAGUUGGGAUGACUAUCGAACUGAAAGCUGAUCAAGGACAACUUCGAUCAAGAGAUAAUGAGCCACCUUCAACAAACAAACUAGCAGAUGCAUGUUUUGAUGCAGCUGAAUCUCUUUUAUCCCAAAUUCGACAAACAAGCAAUUCUACUCUACAAUCACUUCCGAUUCUCAUAGUAAUGAGUGAUGAUCCUGAUGGAAUUGAAUUAAUUCAAUCAGUCGAACGUUCAAAACAAUGGAAAAUAAUGACAGUGUCAUCACUUUUAGAUAAAUCAUCAGAUUUAUCCAAAUUUCAAGACUUACAUCAAUCAAGUUUUUCUACAAAACUUAAAAGACAUUCAUCAAAAUCGUUUCAUAGAGUUGGAUUUCAUGAAUCUGUUUUUAAUCAAUUACCAUUAUCUAAACGGAUUACUCAAACUCGAAAGUUUAUCAUUGAAUUAACUUUGCUUGGUCGUUUAUCGGAUGGUAUUAUCUUUACUGGUAGUUCAAAUGUUAGCAAACUAUUUGGAUUGCUUGGAAACGAAAAGAGAUUGAUGGAAAGAACUAUGAGAUCACUUGAUGUUCGAUGGCACCCUACCGCUCGGUACACCCGGUGAUGAAUUUUAACCCCAAAUGAACAAAGUUUUCCCACUAACACACUUUCAUCUACGUUCGACGACGUCAACAGACAUUUUUCAACCCAGCAUCGCAAGAUUUCUCAAUCACUCUCAAGCAUGAAGGCUUCUAUUCAUACAAGAGUCAUGGUGACCAACACAGCUAUUUAUAUUUCAGAGGAGCUGAGAUUUCAAUACCACAAUAUAUAGAUUUACUUGUGAUACCACCUCUAGAUUACACUCAUAACAUACCUUUUUUUCUUCAUAUACUGUCUACAUCAUGGAAACAAAUCAUGUGCAGAUAAAACAACUCAUCAAUCAAUCAUCUAUGAUCAUAUAUGUCAAUUUUCUAUCUGGACUUAUCUUUUCGAUUCCGUAAGAAAAAAUAUCUUUUCGACUUGUUUUUUGGAGUCAUUCUCUCAUCUCAUUUUAUUGUUGUAAUCUAAUUGUCAUCAUCAUGUGGCAAAUAUUCAGCAAAAUUCUGAAGGGCUUUUUACCAUGUGAGACCAUUUUUGGCGAAAUGAUUAGCUCAUGUAUGAGUACUUUGACGAGU
Messenger RNA from Melampsora larici-populina 98AG31, 2005 nucleotides. RefSeq lists its product as uncharacterized. The transcript has 3 exons. Lineage: Eukaryota; Fungi; Basidiomycota; Pucciniomycetes; Pucciniales; Melampsoraceae. Gene Ontology annotation, molecular function: alpha-(1->6)-fucosyltransferase activity. The record is from RefSeq and is a predicted model, not a curated record. Gene Ontology annotation, biological process: protein N-linked glycosylation. The coding region runs from base 64 to 1455 and encodes 463 amino acids.